Charadrius vociferus (killdeer) is the source of this 1887-nucleotide messenger RNA. It is a transcript of the gene NCAPH, whose product is annotated as non-SMC condensin I complex, subunit H. Gene Ontology annotation, cellular component: condensin complex. Gene Ontology annotation, biological process: mitotic chromosome condensation. The record is from RefSeq and is a predicted model, not a curated record. The coding region runs from base 109 to 1887 and encodes 592 amino acids. The transcript is spliced from 16 exons. Gene Ontology annotation, molecular function: chromatin binding. NCBI's taxonomy places the organism in Eukaryota, Metazoa, Chordata, Aves, Charadriiformes, Charadriidae.
CAGUGGAGCAACGCUCAGAUCUCGGACCAUUACAGCACCUGCAUCAAGCUCUCCGCCGAGAACAAAAUCACCACGAAGAAUGCCUUUGGCUUACACCUGAUAGACUAUAUGACCGAGAUCCUGAAAGAGAAGGAAUCUGAACUCACUAACUUCAAGAUAGCAGCUGGCACGCUUGAUGCCAGCGCGAAGAUCUAUGCCGUGCGUGUGGAUGCGGUCCAUGCAGAUGCCUACAAAGUUCUUGGAGGCUUGGGCAAGGACUCGUCACCUAAGAAAAACGUGGAUGGCCCAGAAGGAGAAGACAGUCCAGCUCCUGAGGCUGUCAAGAGAGUUCAGACAAAGAAAAAGUACUCAUUCAAAACCAUCGAGCAGAACUUGAAUAACAUCAAUGUGUCGGAGGCUAAUCGCAGAUGUGAGAUGGAUCCCAUGUUCCAGAAAACAGCCGCAUUUUUUGAUGAAUGCAGCACAGCUGGCAUUUUCCUCACCGGGCUGCGUACCCAAAGCUGCCACAGCGAGCUCCUCUUUGACUCGAAGAUCGUGCCUCUCCCUUCUUCAGAGACCCUCACGCUGCCAAACUCUGAUCCUGUGAAAGUGAUGAAUUUAAAGCUCCUACUAGAGCAGUGCAUUGAAAAACGCCCCAUCUGCUCUUCGCUGGCUGGUUUCCAGUUUACAAAGUGGGAUGCUGAAUCCCACGAUGAGUCAGUGUCAGCCCUGUUGGAUAAAUUUAGGAAGAGCGACCAUGUGUUCGAUAUCAAUGCGGAGAUGGAGAGCGAUGUGGAAGACUGUGUUCCCACCCUGCCAGAUGACGACUUCAAUUCUGACUCCCCCAGGAGUACAGCAGCAGGCAAGAUUGGGGAAUUCACAGAAAACCUCAACUCCUUUGGAAUAGUCCACCAGAGCAAGAGAACUGAUGCGGUUCCUUUUGGAGGGGGAGACAUCAGCACCAUGUGCCUUCAUCUCUCCGUGAAACCAGGGGAAUAUUCCUACUUCAGUCCCCGAACUCUGUCCAUGUGGGCCGGCCCAGAGCACUGGCGUUUCAAACCUCGACACAAACCAGAUGCCGACUCUGAAAAAGAGACCAAGAAAAGGAGCGUAAAGAAAGCAUUUGAAAUGAACUUUGAUGAGGAUAUUGACUUUGAGGCAUAUUUCCGUAAGACCAAAGCAUCUGUAACUCUAGCCAAAUCCAUUCUUGAAAGCGAGAAUGUGAAGAGCACCACGCUUCCCGCAGACUUCAACUAUGACCCCAACAACAUUCUCCAGCUGUUCCUCAAACCAGGUCUUAAGCUCUGCAAGAUGUCUGAGCCCGGCAGCUCAUUGAAUCAUGAAGAUGAGAUCGGCGAGUACGAUUACAACAACCCCAAUGACACCGCCAAUUUCUGUCCUGCGUUGCAGGCUGCAGACAGCGAUGAUGAUGAUGACCCCAUUCAAUUUGUGGGCCAGACGGAGGAGUUCAACCUUACUGCCCACCCUGAGGGUCAAGAGCUCAGGGUUAUCGGCGAUGUUGAUAUCACAACGUAUGGAGAGCUGAACCUCAUUGCAGAGCCCCAGAAGGUCAAUAAGAUAGCGAUGCAGUACGCAAAGACAGCCAAGAAAAUGGACAUGAAGGGGUUGAAGAUAAGCAUGUGGGACCUCUUGACUCAUGGACACAAGAAAGAAACAGUGGCAGAGAUGGAAGAUGCAGAGAAAGAGGAGGACGUAUCAGUGGUAGAAGGAGAGAAGGUCUUCAGCAGCAUCACAAAGGAACUGCUUCACAGGCUGCCUUCUGCCAUGGCUAAGAAUUUGUCUGUCCCUUUAGCCUUCGUCUGCCUCUUGCAUUUGGCAAAUGAGAAGAAUCUGAAGCUGGAGGGCACAGAGGACCUGUCUGAUGUCCUAGUGAAACAAGGCAACUGA